UAGGGAGAUAUUUAUGUAGGCGAUGAUGAUGAUGAUGAUUAUAUAUAUAUUUUCUCUUUUCUUAACUACGAUAUAUAUCUACCCACUCUGAUCUCAAAAGUAAAGUAUGACCAAAUCAGAUAGUUGCAGCAAAGCUUCCACUAUGCUUCAAUCUGCAUCGAUCUUAACACACACCCAUCGCACAACUCAUUGGUGAAAAAAACCAUGCAGAUAUUCCUCCGGCCUUGCCCAUGUUACAUCUGUACGACCAAAGGGAUUUUGGAAGGAUUCGACAACAAGUUUUAGCAUUAUUAUAUGUUGAACUUUUUUUAUUUUUAACCUUAACUAGGUAGGCAAAGGUGCUCACUCACUCCAGUUAGAUCUUGGUCUGAUAUUUGUAUCUCCUUGUCAAGGUGUAUAUAUUAGCCUUCCCCUUACAUCCUGCGCCAUAUAGAAGAAGAGUACUUCUGGUCCAUCUGGGUCGCCGGCGACGAUUAAUUGGAUUUCAUAGCAGAAGAAAGGGUCAGUGAGACGGUCCCCCAAUUCGGAUAACAGUCGUCCACACAGACAAUUUACCAAGUCUUUUUGCCUUAUCUCAGAGACAAAGAAGAUGCUCCUUCUAUGUCCCUUUCUAGCUGGAAUCUUGACAACAUUACUGUAAACAAAGAACUGCCACCACCUUUCUGUUUUAGCCAAAAUAGAAACCCUUUCACUUUGUCUCUCUUCUACUAAACCCUUUGGAAAAAAAAAAAAACCAUCUUUUUUGUUUUUUGUAAUAGAUAGUGGAUAUGCAUCGCCGCCUGCUGGAUACAGAUCAGCUGAAUUUGCCACCGGACAAUGGGAACAGGACGCGUGACAGCUCGUACAUCAGCGAGACCAACUUUGACACCAACAUGGUGAUCAUAUUGGCGGCCUUGCUGUGUGCGCUGAUAUGCGCGCUUGGGCUGAACUCGAUCGUGCGCUGCGCCUUGCGUUGUAGCCGAAGGUUUGCGUUGGAGACCGCCGAGCAAACGGCCGCGAGACUAGCUGCCACGGGCCUCAAGAAGCGCGAUUUGCGUCAGAUUCCCGUGGCGGUUUAUGGGUCCGGCGUGAACAUUAAGGCCACCGAGUGCCCAAUUUGUCUCGGGGAAUUCGAAGACGGUGAGAAGGUUCGGGUGCUGCCAAAAUGCAAUCACGGGUUCCAUGUGAGGUGCAUAGACACAUGGCUUCUGUCACAUUCAUCCUGCCCAAACUGUCGGCACUCUCUGCUUGACCACCCAACAAGCACUUCAGGUGCAAAUCAACAAGUUCGCCAAGCAGAGUCAUCUGGAAAUGGGUCUGCAGCCACGCAAGGCAGCGUUGUCAUUGUGGUUAACUAGGAAAGUUAGGGCUGUCAAUUGGGCAGAGAUCUAUCACUGUUAGUAGUAGUAGUCCACUGUUAAAUUGUGCUGCAAGCCUGCAACCAUGGUGUAUAUUGAUGAGGUUUUUUUUGGAGGCUAAAUUGCAGAUGCUAUGAGGUUUUUUGUUUGGA
Corylus avellana is the source of this 1489-nucleotide messenger RNA. Its product is annotated as RING-H2 finger protein ATL74. The record is from RefSeq and is a predicted model, not a curated record. Gene Ontology annotation, biological process: protein ubiquitination. NCBI's taxonomy places the organism in Eukaryota, Viridiplantae, Streptophyta, Magnoliopsida, Fagales, Betulaceae. Gene Ontology annotation, molecular function: transferase activity.